UAAACUGCUCCAUGGGACACACGGUUCAACACUCCAUAGAAAGAGGUUUCCUCCCAACUGCCAGCUUCGUCAUUAGUGUUCAUUUGCUAAAGCGACAUGACAGAAGAUUGUUACCAGAGUUACGUCCUUGGAUGGCUGUAACCGAAAGUUGCCAUGGCGAAGAGCGGCACUUCAAGCUGUGGUUUGAACCCAAUGACGUUUUGGCAUCUCCCGUCAUGCCAUGCGCAGAAGAAGCGUCAGGGUGGGAGGGGAGCAGAGUUAGCCAGAGUUCUACCGCCAUAUUGGGGCCGACGAGGAGAAAGGGACUUGAGUAGUGGGGACCAACUGGGUGAUUGCCCAGAGGAGCUGAGAGGUGUGGCUUCCCCCUCCCCCUUCUCUCUACUUAUUUCUGACUAUCUCCUAUCUGCAAUGGACCAAGAUUAUGAGAGACGGCUACUACGGCAGAUCAACCUCCAAAAUGAGAACACCAUGCCUUGUGUAUCAGAAAUGAGGAGGACUCUAACACCAACAAACUCUCCCAUGUCUUCUCCAAGUAAACAUGGAGACCGGUUUAUUCCAUCCCGGGCAGGAGCCAAUUGGAGCAUUAACUUCCACAGAAUAAAUGAAAAUGAAAAAUCCCCCAGUCAGAACAGAAAAGCCAAGGAUGCCACCGCAGACAGUGGCAAAGAUGGUCUAGCUUAUUCGGCUCUGCUUAAGAACGAGCUGUUGGGAGCUGGGAUUGAGAAAGUUCAAGAUCCACAGACUGAAGAUAGACGGUUACAACCAUCCACGCCAGAAAAAAAGAGCCUGUUCACGUACUCUCUGAGUUCCAAGAGGGCGAGCCCAGAUGAUGGAAAUGAAGUGUCUCCUUAUUCUUUGUCACCUGUUAGUAACAAAAGCCAGAAGCUAUUGCGCUCUCCGCGAAAACCUACAAGAAAGAUUUCAAAGAUCCCCUUUAAGGUUCUGGAUGCACCUGAGUUACAAGAUGAUUUUUACCUCAACCUAGUGGAUUGGUCAUCCCUCAAUGUCUUAAGUGUGGGGCUGGGAACUUGUGUGUACUUAUGGAGUGCAUGUACUAGCCAGGUGACCAGACUCUGUGACCUCUCAGUGGAAGGGGAUUCUGUGACAUCAGUUGGUUGGUCAGAGAGGGGAAAUCUGGUGGCUGUGGGAACACACAAAGGCUUUGUUCAGAUCUGGGAUGCAUCAGCAGGGAAGAAACUCUCCACUCUAGAGGGACACACAGCCCGUGUGGGAGCCCUGGCUUGGAAUGCAGACCAGCUUUCCUCUGGAAGUAGGGACAGGAUGAUCUUACAAAGGGAUAUCCGCACACCACCUGUUCAGUCGGAGAGAAGGCUGCAAGGCCACAGGCAAGAAGUAUGCGGCCUCAAAUGGUCCACAGACCACCAGCUUCUGGCUUCAGGAGGGAAUGACAACAAGCUCUUAGUUUGGAACCAUUCUAGCCUGAGUCCUGUUCAGCAAUAUACUGAACAUCUAGCUGCAGUGAAGGCAAUAGCGUGGUCCCCACACCAGCAUGGCCUUUUAGCUUCAGGUGGCGGCACUGCUGACCGCUGCAUCCGCUUCUGGAAUACACUGACAGGCCAGCCUUUACAGUGUAUUGAUACUGGCUCUCAAGUCUGCAACUUGGCUUGGUCUAAGCAUGCCAAUGAACUGGUAAGCACACAUGGUUACUCUCAAAACCAGAUACUAGUGUGGAAGUAUCCAUCGCUUACACAGGUGGCCAAGCUGACUGGACAUUCCUAUCGUGUUCUCUACCUGGCUAUGUCACCAGAUGGAGAGGCCAUUGUUACAGGAGCAGGAGAUGAAACACUUCGAUUCUGGAAUGUUUUUAGUAAAACCCGCUCCACAAAGGAGUCUGUCUCUGUUCUUAACCUGUUCACCAGAAUACGAUAGAUUACUCAACUGUGGAACACCUUCCCUCUUAAACAUAUCCUUGCAUCAAUGGACAUCAACAAAGACUGGAUUUCUAAGGAGCCUAGAGUCUCCAACCAACUGUGGAUAUUUUGCACAAUACAUUAUAGUGAAAGGUGUUCAUUAAAUAGCAAAACAUUUUCAGUUUAUGUGUUGAGUUGAACAGGCUUUGAAAGGGGACCACAAAUAACCUGCUGCUGACAAUAGUCUAUAGAUAUGUGUUUAUGUAUAUGCUGAUGUUUUUGUUAGUGCUGUGGGGUUAACACAACUGUCUCCAAAUGACAAAAGAAUAUAAAAACCACUGUGACCUCAGCAAACCCUGCCAUAAAGAUAAAGCUGUGAUUUAUAGUAGUGAGUAUUUUACAUACUAAUCUUACAUUUGGAACUGCUUUUUUUUGCAUGUGUGCCAUUUUCUUGAACUUUUGCUGCCCAGCAUAUCUGUCUGCAGCUUGACUUUUUCAGUUCCAAAUAAAUCUACAGCCUUCUCCACAAGGGUUGUCAUGGGGGUGGGGCUUAUUUUUAAAAUGGUGGCAAUUUUUUGCGUGAAUUGCUUGUUGCUUCUGUUGCAUUUUAUUUUAAUAGAUGAUGGACAGUGUUUUAACUAAGAUGUUAUUGAAUAAUGACUGUCUUGUUUGCACCCCACCAUGUGUUCAAAAUGAAGGCACCACCCAAAUACAGGGUAUCAUUUGAACACGUAGUGAUGAGGGAAUAAAAAGAAAUACAAGAAAAGCACUUAGUUUUUUGUUAGUGAAAGCUCAGUCAUGGGUUUUUCUUUGGGGCGGUAUCAUUCAUUCCACCAGCACCAAGAGGUAGAAGAGCUAACCUCUUUAUUCUUGUUUUAUAACCAAAAGUAAAAUCCAAAUAAUAGUUUGAAAAUGUAUUUAUUUUGUGAACGUGUGUGCCAGUUAAUUAAGUAUGAUUGUUAUCUGUUAUUACAUCCAGACUAUGGCAAUAUUUUUUUUUCAGCAUUCAGCAUUAUAUGUCAGUGUUCUUUGUGACUCUCUCAAGUAUCUCUUGCUUCUGAAGCCCCCCUUCUUUCCCUUUUGUCAUUUUUUGUUUUCCUGAAAGGUACUUUGUUUUUACAUAUUACUUUCUAAGCAUUUGGAUGCUAUUGCUCCAUUUUGGGCUUGUCCAUAGAGGCUGCCAGUCUUUGUGCACCACUAAGAGUUUUUGACCACAAAGUGCUUAAUUUGUAUUUUUAUAUUUUGAAUGGUAUUCUUUGGACAUGUAAAAUAACAGCUUCUAUGUGUUUACACUU
Molecule: messenger RNA, 3166 nt
Organism: Xenopus tropicalis (tropical clawed frog)
Lineage: Eukaryota; Metazoa; Chordata; Amphibia; Anura; Pipidae
Source: RefSeq, a predicted model, not a curated record